AUGGCCGCGUUAACAACCUCCGCGCCCGACGAAAAAUUCCACGUCUCCGCCAUCCUCCAGCGAAAGAAGCAAUGCUCGACCCCGGAACUCCUGCUGGUCUUCAAAGAGGAGCCCGCGCGAGAGAAUGGAGUCACACUGAUCGGGCGCAUCAAGCACAGCAACCCCUACCCCGAGCCCAACGAGCCCUAUUCGUCAAGCCACCAGAUCUCAGUCCACGUCGAGAAACAAGACAAUCCGACAUCCCAGACUAAGGCCAAGUGUAAGUACAAGGUCGAGGCAUUUCUCGGCACGUUCCCUAGGGUCGGGAGGGCCGUUGUCGAAGACCACCUGCCUGCUAUCAUUGGACGCCUUAAGAACGAGGGCUUCCUUGUCCGCAACCCCGAGGCUGAGAUGUUGAGCCUGCAGCAGAUUGACCGUUUCGCGAAGGAGUUGCAGGAUGUGUUCUUGAUGCUGGGGGAUAUGAGAGGGGGAGCGGUUCUUUAUUUGGAUUUUCAGGGUUAUGAGGUGCCGGAGUUUGUUGGGGUGAAUUGA
Aspergillus mulundensis is the source of this 531-nucleotide messenger RNA. RefSeq lists its product as uncharacterized. Lineage: Eukaryota; Fungi; Ascomycota; Eurotiomycetes; Eurotiales; Aspergillaceae. The coding region runs from base 1 to 531 and encodes 176 amino acids. The transcript has a single exon. The record is from RefSeq and is a predicted model, not a curated record.